This is a messenger RNA of Temnothorax curvispinosus, 1988 nucleotides long. RefSeq names its product CCR4-NOT transcription complex subunit 9 (gene Rcd-1). NCBI's taxonomy places the organism in Eukaryota, Metazoa, Arthropoda, Insecta, Hymenoptera, Formicidae. Gene Ontology annotation, cellular component: CCR4-NOT complex; CCR4-NOT core complex; P-body. The coding region runs from base 401 to 1327 and encodes 308 amino acids. Gene Ontology annotation, biological process: mRNA catabolic process; negative regulation of translation. The record is from RefSeq and is a predicted model, not a curated record. The transcript has 3 exons.
GACAAGAACAGGAGGUUAUGUUGGCGCUCAGAUGUCGCGCGCAUUCGAAAUGUAACUGGCGAGGUAUCCAGAAGACGUAUCGUUGCCGAAUCCGCUUUCAUCCCGGCGAGAUUAUUUCGAGCCUCAUCAGGUUUGGCAGAUAUCGUGAACUGGAGGAUUGGCUAAUCGCAUAAGAGGCACGCGGCACGCGAAAACGCUACGAAAAUCAGUGCAUAUCACCGAACGCGAUACGUGUGAACGUGACUGUCGAUCUACCCAGGAAGAAAGAGGUUGGGUUAUCAAGGCUUGUCGACGUAACGAGCGAACGUAAAGCGAGAAAAUUGAUCGUGAACGCAGCGAACGGGCGUGCAAAUCGCAAUACCUCCCCCCGAAUCGUGAAGCAGCGGCCAGGGGUCACGAUAUGAGUACUCAGCAGAGCCCGGCCGCCCUGCAAUCCACCGUCGACCGCGAGAAGGUCUACACGUGGAUAAUCGAGCUGUCGAAUCCGGAGACGAGGGAGAAUGCUCUCCUAGAGUUAAGCAAGAAGCGUGAAGUAGUGCCCGACCUGGCACCUAUGUUGUGGCACUCGUUCGGCACUACGGCAUCCCUCCUGCAGGAGAUCAUUAACAUCUAUCCGGCGAUCAACCCUGCGACCCUCACGGCUUAUCAGAGUAAUCGGGUAUGCAACGCCCUGGCGCUGCUGCAAUGCGUGGCCAGUCAUCCCGAGACGAGGUCUGCAUUCCUACAGGCACAUGUUCCAUUAUUCCUGUAUCCAUUUCUGCAUACCGUAAGCAAAACGCGACCCUUCGAAUAUCUUCGUUUGACGAGUCUCGGAGUGAUCGGCGCAUUGGUCAAAACCGACGAGCAAGAAGUGAUCACCUUUCUUCUCACUACCGAGAUCAUCCCGCUUUGUUUACGAAUUAUGGAGAGUGGCUCGGAACUGAGUAAAACCGUGGCGACAUUUAUAUUGCAAAAGAUACUGUUAGACGACAGUGGCCUGUCCUACAUCUGUCAAACCUAUGAUAGAUUCAGUCAUGUCGCUAUGAUAUUAGGAAAAAUGGUUUUAUCCUUGGCUAAAGAUCCUUCAGCAAGAUUGCUCAAACAUGUAGUACGGUGUUAUUUAAGACUCUCCGAUAAUCCGAGAGCAUUGUUAGCCUUGAGACAGUGCUUGCCGGAUCAACUGAGAGAUAACACAUUUGCCACAUGUUUGCAAGAAGAUGCUUCAACUAAGCAUUGGUUGAAUUUGCUUCUAAAGAAUCUGGAGACCGGUCCGCAACAGGUUCCGCCGGCUCAGCAGGGUCAACAAGAUCCCAGGACGUCGAUUGGUAUGUCGCCACUUACAUCUUAAAUUAUCCUCUCUUCUGAUGAUAUUCGGCAUAGGAGAAUAGACUUCAAACCCUUCUAUCCGUAAGUCGCACUAUAUCCUUUUUUACGAAACGGUACAUGAUAAUAAACGGCCAUGCCAUCUGCAUAUUGUUACAUGUAAUUAUGAAUUGUGCUGUGAAAUGUAGUAAUAAGACUAAUAAGUAUGUCGUCCGAUUGGCAAUUCAAGUACAUUAUGAUUGUUGUAAAUAUGUAUAAACUCCUGCGGUGAAAUCUACCAAUUAUAAUCGGUUCGAUAUGUCAACAGACAUUGAACUUUUUCUCGAACUUUACGGUUACCGAAUAAUAGCCUUAACAUAUAUAAAUAAAAAAUGUUUUGUACGAACAAGGUAUUAUGGUAUAGGAAUUUUAAAGCGAGAUAUGUGACAUACGUAAUAUAUGAGAACAAGCAAGUGUGAUUAUCUACAUUCUAUCGAGAUAAAUCGACUCUAUUAAUUUAUAUUAAUCAUUAUAUUUACGCUCAGGCGCCGGGUAUUUUGGUAGAUUUUACAACAUAAAUGUGUUAUUCAUUGCCUAAAAAUUUAUACCAUGAAUCAGUAUUCUUUUGCGCAAAAGUCAUUCUUCAACGUGUAUACAAAUAGAAGUGCAAAUAUAUUAGAACUAAUAUUUGUUCUUUUUGUAAAUUA